This is a messenger RNA of Suillus bovinus, 1219 nucleotides long. RefSeq lists its product as uncharacterized. The annotation marks the transcript as partial. NCBI's taxonomy places the organism in Eukaryota, Fungi, Basidiomycota, Agaricomycetes, Boletales, Suillaceae. Gene Ontology annotation, molecular function: protein binding. The transcript is spliced from 8 exons. The record is from RefSeq and is a predicted model, not a curated record.
UCUGUCCUGUGAACUCAUUGUGGGUGCUGUGUGCGUCCUGUGCUGAGGCUGGCUCCCUUUAUAAUCCUUCAGGAAGUCAGUUUAGAUAUAUCCAUCAGCCAUCGUUAUGGCCCGUCAUCGACGUGUCACCUUCGAGUCUUCAAGCUCGUCAGAAUCAGACUCUGAUUCUGACUUUUCUUCAGCCUCAUCGCGCAAACCCUCCCCUGCUCCUCCAGGAGAGAAAUCUGCUCCCAGUGCCGAGCCCUUGGAAGGGAAAAAGCGUAUGCGCAAGUCGUCAAUCAACAAGACGAAGAGUUUAAAGCCUCCUCGGUCGAAAAAAAAGGACGAUCAGGAGACAAGCCACACAGAACACACCCAGGACCCGGGAGAGGUACACCUCAGUGGAGUGCAACAAGUCCUCAUUACUACCAUUUGCGCAACUGAUCUCACCCUUGGUCUCCGAUGGAUUCCUGCUGGGUUCUAUGCAGUGGUCAAGGUUGAUGGUGCUGAAUACCAGACAAGCAACAAGCCUGUAAACGUAGACCAGGCUGUCGUCGAAUGGCACGAGCGCAUUCUUCUGCCACGCGAGUCACCCUCUAAAGUUCGGGUCAGCGUGUAUGCCUCAUUUGAAUCGAGUCCCAUGCUCUGUCACGGAGAACUCCUCCGCACAUUCGAGAUCUCCGUCGGAGAACUACUGGAUCGCAGCGAGAAAUCGCAUCCCAUAAUCUUUGAGCCAAAGGAGGAGGAAGUCGUAUCCGCUUGUACUUCACUGUUCAUGACAGUGGAGCAGCGACUGCCUGAUCAAAAUGAUAUUGCAGGUCUAUGCCCCCUUACUACCGUCAUAUCAGGCGAUAUGGAUUCGUUAGCACUAGAGACUGAUGCCGGACAUCGUCAUCUCGUACAAUACCGCAGGACGCAGAGCAGUAGGGAUCUCGACCAAUCCAUAAACCACUUUGAACGCGCGUUGGAUCUCUGUCCCAUGGACCAUCCCUACCGCCCUGCAGCACUCUUCAACCUAGCCAGCGCAAAGUUUAUUAGUUGCCAAGCUAAUGGGAUAUACCUCGACGUCAACAUUCCUAUCUCUCUUUUUCAACGUGCCCUUGAUUCGCGUCCCAUGGGUCAUCCAGACCGACCUACCACUCAACUCCAUCUUGCCAUUUCUCUGCUCUCUCGCUUCGCGAAACACGGCUUUCAAACAGAUGCCGACACAGCUAAAAAGUUACUGAGCGAAGUCCUCGAU